AUGAAAAAGAAAAAGUUACCACAAAUUCGUGAUCUAAACAAUCGAAAUUUUUGCGCCAUCUCCUUCAAGUUGUUUCUUAGCCUCUUCUGCUUCAUCUCUCGAUAUUCCUUCCUUGAAUUUCUUCGGAAGUCCUUCAAUAAGCUCUUUGGCCUCCUUAAGCGCCAGACUCGUCAAAGCUCUAACGGCAUUAAUCAUCGCAAUCCUCGUGUUACUAGGAACCUCAUCAAUCACAACAUCGAACUCUGUCUUCUCCUCCACGUAAAAGCUCCGUCUUCCCCUUGGCGACGGCGGCAACGGGGCGGAGAAAUGUCGAUCGGUGGGAGAGUUUGGGGGUUCGGAGGGGGAAUUCUAGGGUUUGUUUGGGGGAAAAGACUGCGGGAGAUGCAGCUUGAGUGGUGGCGGCGUAAAGAUAAGGGAGAGGCGAGUAUGCUUCAUUGA
Molecule: messenger RNA, 438 nt
Organism: Lactuca virosa
Lineage: Eukaryota; Viridiplantae; Streptophyta; Magnoliopsida; Asterales; Asteraceae
Source: the annotation of a GenBank genome assembly